This is a messenger RNA of Fusarium sp. VM40, 393 nucleotides long. The record is from the annotation of a GenBank genome assembly. Lineage: Eukaryota; Fungi; Ascomycota; Sordariomycetes; Hypocreales; Nectriaceae.
AUGACCAAAACCGCAUCAGUUCUGUUCGUCCUGAUUGGCAGUGCGAUCGCCCAGAUCAGCAGAACAUGUGUAGAUAUUGCAUUUGACCCCAAGACCAAUGUCCUCUCAGGUCGCUGUCAGCCUCGCGACAAUUCAGGCUACCUUCCAUCUGGCCUGGACCUCAACCAAUGCUUCGGAUAUGACGGGACCGAAAUAACCCCAACCUAUCAUGGUAAUUUCGGCACAAGCUGCGGUGACUGCGAGCUGUUCAUAGCCCCUGACCCAUACUAUGGCGGUGCUAUUUACUGGAUUAAGUGCACCUGCAAGGGCCAGACUGGCAAGGUCUCUGUUCCCUUAGAGGAUGCAGUUGCCCACGAAUAUGUAUCUAAUAAGAAUGGACAAUUGUUGUGCUAG